Homarus americanus (American lobster) is the source of this 6082-nucleotide messenger RNA. RefSeq names its product unconventional myosin-Ia-like. Bases 1151 to 5209 code for a protein of 1352 amino acids. Gene Ontology annotation, biological process: vesicle transport along actin filament; actin filament organization. The record is from RefSeq and is a predicted model, not a curated record. Gene Ontology annotation, cellular component: myosin complex; actin cytoskeleton; vesicle. NCBI's taxonomy places the organism in Eukaryota, Metazoa, Arthropoda, Malacostraca, Decapoda, Nephropidae. The transcript has 25 exons. Gene Ontology annotation, molecular function: ATP binding; actin filament binding; microfilament motor activity.
GGUGGUAGUCGUCGUCUUUGGUAGUAGUGGUCGUCUUGGGUGGAAGAGAUGGUCGUGGUGGUCGUCUUGAGAGGAGGUGGUGGUCGUCUUUGGUGGAGGUGGUGGUAGUAGUGGUCGUCUUUGGUGGAGGAGGCGAUGAUGGUGGCGGUGGUGACGUGGUAAUCCCGUCAGGAGUAUUAGCAGUCAGCUGAGCGGUGGUGUUGGUGGAGUAACCCGUCAGUAGUGCACAGGUGACCACUGCCUCCUCACCCUCUGCGCUCCCACUCAUCUUGAUUACUAAGAUGUCUCACCUGUACUCACCUGCGUGCACUGGGUCAUUCCCUGCGCAGGUGACCUUGUUUUCUAGGUGAUUUUUGUAAAAGUGACUUCGUUUCCCGAGCGACAUCUGAACCCUCUUGGAUGUCACGUAGUACACUUAGGAUAAACCCGCCAAGUGACUUCGUUUCCCGGGGUAACUUGACCCCUCCUGGACUAGUGAUUGGGAUGAACAAGAGAUUCUCAGAGAUGGUUUGAAGGUGACCAUCCCCGUCCAGGUGUUGUGAGGAACCUUGCAGUGAUCGCGGGGCUCUCAAGUGUUCCCGGGAGCGUUGCUUGUUGUGUAAACUAGUGAUCGCCAGGUGAACAGGUGAUGACCGCUUAAAAUAAGUGUUAAAUAGGUGAACAAGAAGGUGGCCUUGUGGAUAUGUGAGGCCAGAGUGCUUAGUCACCCGUGACAGAGUGGACUGAUCCUCUCCAGGUACACGAGUUGUGAAGUGUUUGAUAGGUGGAUUACUUAAGUGAAUUUGAGGGACUUUCUCAACUUGCGGCCCCUUAAAUAGCCUUUGGUUGUAUAAAGUCUUUAUAACGAUAUAUUAAUGUAAUUAUGAUUAAUAUAUACUAAAGCCUUGUGCUCUUGUCCCCACCAAGUUAACUCCGAGAAAGUGGAGUGACGGAGAAAGUGGAGUGAAAGAUCCGUGACGCCCCUCCACAAGAAAUCACAUCUGGAGUUACCAGGAGUUGUGCUGUUAACAUAAAGAACAAAUGGAUGUAAUUGAAGGAUCCCCGCGACUGUUCAGCUGAGGCCCCAGUGGUGGCGCGAAAUAAGGUGUUGGUGGGCGUGUGGUGUAAGACGUGGGAGGGAUGAAGGGAGACACGGGUGACCAGUGUGGUCAUGGAUGAGCCUCAGCUGCCGCCGUGCACGCCCGUCCGCCAGACGGAGCCUUCACAUUGUGACUACAACCCCACCACCUUCUACACCUACGGUUACGAUACACAGCAUCGUGUGGAGGCCGAGGUCCAUUCUGGCCCCCCCUCCACGCCGCCCCCACACGUCCCCAACGGACCCUUACUCAACGGGCCUUACAUCAUCCCCAACGGGCCUUACUACAUCCGUAACGGGACCACUGCCGCUGCCAUGGGCGGCCCACAGUCCGGCACAGAGGCCCAGGUCACCCAUCAGUCACCCGCCUUCACCACCUUCGGUCGACCUUCUCCAGGAGUGGCCCCCGUCCCUCCUGGGGGGUCACUACUCUACUCGGGGACGUUAAAACGCAACCCCCCUCAGGUGCGUCAGCGCCCCCUGGACCCCCGGGUGGAACAGUUAAGGGGCCAACGACCCCCUAAGGUCAUCGCCUCUCCCUCCCCUCUGGGUCGUAAUGGGUUUUGCCGACCCCGCCGGGUGACCUUCCUGGUUGAACCCGUCCCCGAGGUUGAUGAAGACGACGAGGACGACGACGAUGACGACGACGAAGAACUCCGCUUCAUUCACGGCAACGAGGACGAUAACGAAGAUGAGCACGAGGACGAGAACGGUGACAAAUUGGGUUUUCAGCCGACAGAGGGCGGGAGGUCCCCCUUGAGGCAGCGGCACAGUGUUGGCCAGGAGAGUGUGGCCAAACCCCCCGGCCACCAACCCCGCUCCUUCACAGUGGUGAGUGGGCGUGGGCGGGAGAUGAGCGUCCGUGGGCGCCCUUCCGGCCUGUCGUCGCUCUGCUCCCAGAGUUCGGUGGGCGGCAUGGGCUGCGGGGUGGGCGGCCCUGUGGUCGGCCACUUGGUCGGCUCUACCUGCAGCUCUAGCAGUGCGUCGCGGGUGGGUUCUGCCGGGUCCCUGGUGGGCGUGGGUGCGGGCGUGCCUUCCCUCGAGGGUGAGGUAGGCUGCCCGGACUGUGCCGCCCUCUACCCCAUCACGGACGAUGCUCUCCUUCACAACCUUCACACCAGAUACAAGCGUGACCAGAUCUAUACCUACGUGGGCACGGGGCUGAUAUCAGUGAACCCUUACAGACGUCUUGCCCUGUACACACCUGAAGUAAUUAACGCCUAUAGAUCUACCUGUGUCUUCCACCUGCCCCCACACAUUUACGCAGUGGCGGACGCAGCUCACAGAGGCGUAUGGGAGCGUAACAUGGAUCAGGUAGUGGUGGUGACGGGAGAGAGUGGCGCAGGCAAGACUGAGGCGGCCAAGUUGGUGUUGCAGUAUGUCGGCUACAGCUGUCAUAAUAACAGGCUACUGCAGUCUAACCCCAUCCUCGAGGCCUUUGGUAACGCCAGAACGAGAAGAAACGAUAAUUCUUCUAGAUUUGGCAAGUACCUGGAGAUGGAGUUUGACCACACAGGCGAGCCAGUAGGAGGAAGUAUAACCCAUUAUCUGUUGGAAAAGUCACGGGUCACGAGUCAAGCGGCCGGAGAGAGAAACUUUCACAUCUUCUAUCAGCUGCUGGCUGGAGCUGACAUCCAGACCCUCAAGUCGUUGCGGCUACAGAGGAACGUGGAAAACUAUAUUCUUCUUCAGGCGCCGCGACACUGCCCCACAGAUGUCCUGGACGACCGCACUGAGUACAACAUUACCAAGAGAACCCUGGACGCCCUUGGGAUGACGCAGGAAGAACAACUGGAGGUUCUGAAGGUGGUGGCAGCCGUCCUGAAGCUGGGGAACCUGACCUUCACCUCCGUUAACAACAUCGAUGGCACGGAAGGCUGUAGUAAUGAGAACGAGUAUGAGUUGCACGAGGUGUGUGAGCUACUGUCGUGCGAGGUGUCCACGCUGACGGGGGCCCUACAGACGAGGACGGUGGAGGCCCGAGGGGAGACCGUGGUGGCGGAGCUGUCGGCGAUAGAUGCGACAAGGACCCGAGACGCCCUCUGUCGUGCCCUCUACAACAGGCUGUUUACCUGGGUCGUCAGCAGGGUGAACGAGGCAAUCAAGGUAAAGACCAUGGGCCGCAGGAAGGUCCUCGGUAUACUAGACAUCUUCGGCUUUGAGAUUCUUGAGACCAACAGCUUCGAGCAACUGAUUAUAAACUUCUGUAAUGAAAAACUCCACCAGGUCUUGACGGAGGUGACGUUAAAACACACACAGGAAGAUUACCUGAGGGAGGGAAUUGAUUGGUCACCUAUAGACGUACCCACCAAUAACGCCGUAGUCGACCUUAUUGAACAGAGACAGACGGGGGUACUAGCUGUGAUCGAGGAGGUCAGCAGUCGUGUAGGAGGUGGCACAGACGCCCUCCUGCAGCAGUUGUCGUUCUCCUGCGGGGGACAUUCUCUGUUCGACAUCAAGGGAGGUAGACACGCCCAUUCCGACAAUAACAUCCCGACUGACUCUUUCAGGAUCCGUCACUACGCUGGUUCCGUCACCUACACUGUCUACGGGUUCAUUGAGAAGAACUGCGAUGCUCUACACCGUGACCUGACCCGCUCCUUGUACCGCUGUAACCACCGUAUCCUCAAGGAGCUGUUCCCUGAAGGUAACCCCAGAAGGACAACGUUGAAGCGGCCGGCCAGUGUGGGGACCCAGGUGUUAAUCUCUGUGUCAGCGCUCAUGAGGACUCUGCGUUCCAAGACCCCUCAUCUCAUAGCUUGUAUCAAGCCUAAUGAACUGAAGCAACCUAGGAUCUUGGAGUCAGCCCUUGUCCUCCACCAGAUCAAGUACCUAGGGUUGGUGGAACAGGCGCGGGUGAGGUGUGAGGGGUGGUCGUACAAAGGCACUCACGAGGGGUUCCUAAGCAGGUAUGCCAUGUUGUCUCUACACACCUGGCCUACGUGGAGAGGCGCGCCCCUAGAAGGAUGCGCCCUCCUCCUUGCUGACCUCCCAAUCACCCCUACACAGUACACCUUCGGCAGGACUAAAGUGUUUAUUAAGAGUCAAAGAGCCAUUCACGAGCUUGAGGAGUACCGUCGGGAGAGACUGGAGGACUUGGCGGUACUGGUGCAGAAGACGUACCGUGGGUGGCACCAUCACACACGGUACAAACAAAUGAAGGCCGCUCAGAUCACCAUAGCAACGUACUGGAGGAGUUGGAGGGCGAGAGAGGAGUACAGGCAGCUAAAGCACCGUAGACGGGUUGAAUGGGCAGCAGCUGUGAUCAAAUUGGCCUACACCAAUUACCAGCGCUGGAGGUUCCUGACCCUUGUGCUGACAGAACUUCCGUCAGACUCACCAGCUGACGGUUCCUGGCCCCCCACCCCUGCCUCCCUUAGUGACGUCAGCAUCUUACUGCGGCGAUUACAUCAUAAGUGGCGGUGUCACAGAUAUCGGCUACAGUUCGACCAGACAGCUCGUAACAGGAUGAGAGAGAAGGUAACAGCCUCCAUCAUCUUCAAGGACAGGAAAGCAUCGUACCCAAAAAGUGUGUCUCAUCCGUUCCUAGGAGACUAUGUGAGGCUCCGUCAGAAUGCCCAGUGGAAGAAGCUAGCAGCUGAGACCAAUGACCAAUAUGUUGUGUUUGCUGAUAUUGUCAACAAGAUCACACGUUCAGCUGGCAAGUUUGUGCCAAUAUUGCUGGCUGUGUCGACCAACUCCCUCCUGGUAUUAGAUCAGCGAACACUACAGAUUAAAUACCGUAUACCGGCCUUGGAAGUACAGCGGAUAUCUCUCUCUCCAUACCUGGAUGACAUCGCCGUUCUGCACGUUAAACCUCCCUCACCCACGGCGGACCUAUCUGGCUCUCAGAACUUGAACCCAGGGUGCUUGUUCGGGUCAGAUGAGGUCAAACGGAAGGGCGACCUGGUGCUGCAGACGGGUCACGUGAUAGAGGUGGUCACGAAAUUAUUCUUGGUGGUACAGAAUGCUACCGGCAAGCCUCCAGAUGUGAACAUAUCCACUGAAUUUGACGCCAACUUCGGUCAACACUCAGUCUUGUUUACCUUCAAGACGGCAGGGCUGGCGGAGGUGGCCCCGGGACAGAUUCGUAUUAUGAGACGUCACAACCGCAUGGAGGUAAUCUUGUAGGGUCCCACCAGCCUGGAGGUCAUCUUGUAGGGCCCUGUGGUCAUUUCCUGGGGCCCUUCCAAGCACGUAGAAGUUCUCAACUGAGGAACUUGGUGUCUGGGAACUUUACAAGAUGGGAGAGUGACCUCGAGGAAUUGAGAAGUAAAGAGGUGGUCUUUAAGCGUCGUCAGGAACAUGGAAGUCAACUUUUAGGGUUCUCACAAGCCCGGAGGUCGGCGUCUAGAACCUUCACAAACAUGGGGUCCAUCCACUGGGCCCUCAGGAUGAAGGAUAUCAUCUAAAGAGGCCUUGUGAACAUGGAGAGCAUUUUGUAGGCCCUCUUAGACACGCGGAAGUCAGUUUGAAGACCCUCCCAAGCCAAAUAUAGACGCCUUGUACGGUUCUCACAACAAAUUCCCCCAAACUAACUUGAGUUGCCUUGCCCGCUACAUGGAAUGUGAAAAUGAGUAUCCGACCGCAUAUGUUGGUAUUUAGACACAAGUAGGGGGGCUCGAUACCUUGCUUAACGCGACUUUGCCUUGGUGUGUGACUAUUGCAAGAGACAAUGUGAGUUGCAUGUGUCGGUGUGUAAACAGUGAGAGCCAUACAGGACUCCAAGAUGUGUUGACUCAGUUGCAAAGAGUGAUAAAUUUUUUACUUUGCACUAAAGGGAACUGAAACUUCUGAUUGGAUGAAGUGAUGCUAUUUGCUGGCUAUACAGAAGGAGGACAGUAGUAGAGAUAGUUUAUGAUUGGUGCAGUGACGAUGAAGAUAUUAAAAAAGAAGCAAUAAACGAAAAAUGUGUAGUGGAAAGCAAAAGAGAAAGAAGAAGACUGACAAUGUGAUUGUGAACUGCCCUUAGUAUAUAUAUAUAAAUAAAUAAAUAAAUAAAUA